This is a messenger RNA of Fusarium sp. VM40, 4230 nucleotides long. NCBI's taxonomy places the organism in Eukaryota, Fungi, Ascomycota, Sordariomycetes, Hypocreales, Nectriaceae. The record is from the annotation of a GenBank genome assembly.
AUGAGCAACAGCAUGCGCGACUUGAUCUCCGGCGAGGCUGAACUCGAUGAUGAGGAGGAGGAUGAGUCCUUUGAUGAGGGCGGUCAACAGCGCAGACGUAAGACUGCGGUGGAAGACUCUAGUGAGGAGGAAGAAGAUGACGAUGAUGAGGAAGAAGCUCGCAAGGUCCGCGAAGGCUUUAUCGUCGAUGAGGAUGAAGACGAGGAGGAAGGCGGCGACUCCGAUGCGGACGUGCGCCCUAUACACAAACGAAAACGGGAACAUCGCGACCGCGAGGAAGAGGCGCAACUCGAUGAAGAUGAUCUGGAUCUGAUCGGCGAACAAUUUGGCGAACGACCCAAACCUCAGACACAGUCCAAAUUCAAACGACUCAAGCGUGGCUACCGUGACGAAGACCGAGGUCCACAGCGACGUGGCUUAGACGAUAUCUUCUCGGACGAGGACGAGGACGCAGGCGAGCAGCGAUCAUACAACAGAUCCUAUCGUCAAGCAGACGAGUUCGACGACUUUAUCGAGGAGGAUUUCCCUGAAGACCCCGAAGAGCUGGAACAACAGCGGGAAGAUGCCGAGGUUGCUCGGCCUCGGGAUCGCGUCAUUGGAAGUAUCACUGAUGCCACCAAUUUGGACAAGGAUACCCUGGAUGAUAUGGAGGCCAUCUUUGGUAACGGUGAAGACUACGACUGGGCGCUACAAAUGGAAGAGGAAGAGGAAGAUCGCGAAAGAGAAGAGCAAACCAUUGAGUUGAAGGAUGUGUUUGAGCCUUCACAAUUGAAGGAAAAGCUCCUUACCGAUGAAGACAACGAAAUCCGUUUCACCGAUGAGCCUGAACGAUUCCAACUCGAUCGAAAGACCUUCAAGAGCCUACAGCUUACGGCUGAGCAGUUUAGAGAGGAAGCGCGAUGGAUUACUAACCAGCUGUGGCCGAAGAAGGGUCUUUCCUCCGAACUCCAGAGCCCAUUCGGCAAAGCUGUAGGCAAGGUCCUCGAGUUCUUUAUCGUUGACGAAGUUGAGGUGCCCUACGUGUUCCAGCAUCGUAAAGAUUACUUGCUACAUACUCGAAAGACGAGAAAUCCGAACCGCGACGACCCUGAUGCACCAGAAUACAUCAUCAGCGCCGACAAGCUCUUGAACCAAGAUGAUCUUUGGAAAAUUCUGGAAUUGGAUAUUAAGUUUCGGUCAUUUGUGGACAAAAGAAAUGCGCUGGAGAAGACCUUUGAAAACCUUAAGGGAAUGGAAAUCCACGAUACGAUUGUGGAAGAGAUGAUUCCGGAGGCAACGACCAUGGAAGAGCUUCAGGAUCUACAAGAUUACUUGCAUUUCCAGUACGGUCCACAAUUGAAGGAUCUUGCUGCCAUGGCUGGCAACCUGUCGUUAACUAAGCGGCCAGGCUCAAAAUCGAACUUACUUGAGAGAGUCCGCCAGGGCAAGGCGUAUAGCUUUGUACGCGCCUAUGGGAUUUCAGCUGACCAACUUGCAAAGAACGCCCUGCGCCAAGGCAAAAAGAUCACUCCCGACGACGAUUCUCAGUACCCCAUGGAUCUCGCGGAUAGCUUGAUCGACGAUAAUUUCGCCACAGGCGACGCUAUCAUCAACGCAGCACGGCAGAUGUACUCGGAAGAGCUGUUCGCAAGUCCAAGGAUGCGUAAACAUUUCCGAAACUCCUACUACCAGGCUGCCGAGAUCAGCUGUCGACGAACUGAAAAGGGAUUGCGCAGAAUCGACGACUCUCACCCCUACUACGAAAUUAAGUAUCUGCAGAACCAAGCUAUCCCCGACCUGGUUCACCAGCCUGAACUCUUCUUGAAGAUGAUGAAGGCUGAGGAGGAAGGUCUUGUUACCAUCAAGCUUGACAUGCCUGCUCGAUAUGAUUUCCGCAGACAGCUCUACCAGGAGUUCGAGUCUGAGAACUUUAGCGAUCGAGCUGAGCAGUGGCGAGAAGAACGCAAGAAAGUACUUGAUGUUGCCUAUCCCAAAUUGGAGAAAAUCAUCGCAAAGAAUGUCAAAGAGGUUAUCCGAACUUUCUGUCAGGAUGAAGUGCUCAAGAUGUGUCGCGAAGAGUACGCAAAACGGCUUGACCAGGCGCCUUAUAAGCCCAAGGGUAUGAUCCUGGGUACUACGCCACGUGUCUUGGUUCUCUCUAACGGCCUGUCUGAUCCCGCCCGCGAUCCUGUUUGCUGGGCUUGGGUAGAGGAAGAUGGACGAGUGAUCGAACAAGGCAAGCUUGGAAAUCUUGCCCGAGAUGAGCGUCAGCGAGAGGAAUUCGAGGAGAUCGUUAAGCGUCGUCGACCUGAUGUGAUCGGCGUUAGUGGUUGGUCUGCUGAGACAACCAAGUUGGUUCGCGACCUGGAGAGCAUUGUCAACGAGAAAGGCCUCAUGGGCCCCGAGUUCGAGGACCCUGACACCAAUGACUACCGAACCGAGCCAUUGGAGGUUGUGGUGGUCAACGACGAGGUUGCCCGCUUGUACAAGGACAGCCCUCGUGCGCUUGCUGAGCACCCAAGUCUGAACCCUGUCACCAGGUACUGUGUUGCUCUGGCACGAUAUAUGCAGAACCCUAUGAAGGAGUAUGCAGCUCUUGGCAAAGAUGUAGCCUCCCUGUCAUACCACCCGUGCCAAAACCUUCUGCCUCCAGAGAAGCUGGCUAAAUACCUGGAUUCAGCCAUGGUUGACAUGGUCAACCUCUGCGGUGUGGAUAUUAACGAGGCCAUGAACGACUCAUACACCGCGAACCUUCUCCCUUAUGUGUCCGGUUUGGGACCUCGUAAGGCCACAAGUGUCAUUAAGGCCAUUAAUGCCAAUGGCGGCGCUGUGGGUACGAGAGAUGAACUCGUCGGCGAUCCCGAUAGUGGCAAGCUACCAGUUGUUGGGCCUAGGGUUUGGAAUAACUGCGCAAGUUUCCUCUUUAUUGAAUACGAGGCCACGAACCCAUCCUCGGACCCUCUAGACAACACGCGAGUACAUCCCGAAGAUUACGAGCUUGGCCGCAAAAUGGCUGCUGAUGCUCUUGAGCUUGAUGAGGAGGAUGUUAAGGCCGAGACGGACGAGAACGGACCUGGAGCUAUCGUCCGUAAGCUCUUCAAGCAAGAUGAGCAGGACAAGGUCAACGAGCUUGUCCUAGAAGAGUAUGCAGAGCAGCUUGAGAGAAACUACAGCCAACGCAAGCGAGCUACUCUGGAGACAAUCCGUGCCGAACUCCAGGCUCCUUACGAAGAACUCCGCAGGAACUUUGCUUUACUAUCAGCAUCGGAAAUCUUCACCAUGUUCACCGGCGAGACCAAGCAUACUCUGUGCGAAGGCAUGAUCGUCCCUGUCAACGUACGUGUUGUCAAGGAGGACUUCGCCAUUGUCAAGCUUGACUGUGGCAUCGAGGGACGAAUUGAAGGUCACGAGGUCAGCCACCGCUCAACCAUUAAAGAAGUGUUGAGCUCUGGCAUGACGGCACAGGCCAAGAUUCUGGACAUCAACUACAAGGACUUUAUGGCUAAGUUGACAAUGCGAGAUGAUUCUAUGCGUAUUCCCUACAAGAGGCCUAUCAAUUUUGGCCGUGAUGGAUGGGAUUAUGCCCUUGAGUCAGCGGAUAAGGAGGAGUUGCGGGAGAAGGACAAGACCACUGGACGAACACAGCGUGUCGUGAAGCACCCCAACUUCAAACCCUUUAAUGGUCUUCAAGCCGAGGAAUUCUUGGGAUCCCAGCCCAAUGGAGAGGUCAUAAUUCGACCCUCAUCCAAGGGUAACGAUCACUUGGCGGUCACUUGGAAGGUUGCGGAUGGUGUGUACCAGCAUAUUGAUGUGCUCGAGAUGCAAAAAGAAACAGAGUUCUCGGUCGGCAAGUUGUUGCGUGUUGGCGGCAAAUACACGUACACCGAUCUCGACGAGUUAAUCGUUGAGCACGUCAAGGCCAUGGCGCGUAAGGUGGAGGAGUUGAUGCGACAUGACAAGUACCAGAACCGAUCUCGGGGCGAGACAGAAAAAUGGUUGACGACGUACAUUGAUGCGAACCCUAACAGAUCGGCAUACGCUUUCUGCAUCGAUACCAAACAUCCUGGGUAUUUCUGGCUGUGCUUCAAGGCCAGCAGGACAGCCACGGUAAUCGCACUACCGGUGCGUGCGAUCCCGCAAGGUUUUGAGCUGAAGGGAUACCAAUACCCCGACAUGCGAGCGCUCUGUAACGGUUUCAAGCUGCGUUAUCAGAAUGAGUUCUCAAAGAUGGGCCAAACGGGCCGUCGUUAG